Messenger RNA from Cadophora gregata, 1352 nucleotides. RefSeq lists its product as uncharacterized. Lineage: Eukaryota; Fungi; Ascomycota; Leotiomycetes; Helotiales; Ploettnerulaceae. Gene Ontology annotation, molecular function: ATP binding; GTP binding; ATP hydrolysis activity. The transcript has 10 exons. Gene Ontology annotation, cellular component: cytoplasm. Bases 99 to 1319 code for a protein of 406 amino acids. The record is from RefSeq and is a predicted model, not a curated record.
CUGAAAACCCAAUCACUCAUGAAAGUUACCCCUCCAACCCCUCCAUUCCUUCUUUUCCUUCUACCCCUCCUACAAUAGCACGACCCCAACAAAUCACCAUGCCACCAAAGAAAGCAACCGAAGAUGUCAAGAGCAAUGUCGUUGCUUUUGGACGGGUUCGAAAGAAUCUGAAGAUGGGAUGUGUGGGCUUGCCUAAUGUGGGCAAGUCGUCGCUGUUCAAUCUCCUGACGGAUCAGAAUGCUGCGGCAGAGAAUUAUCCCUUCUGUACGAUUGAGCCGAAUGAGGCGAGAUGUGCUGUUCCGGAUGCCAGAUAUGACUUCCUCUGCGACCUUUGGAAGCCACCCUCCAUGUAUCCAGCUUACCUUCAAGUAACCGAUAUUGCUGGGCUCAUUAAAGGAGCUUCGCAGGGUGAAGGACUCGGCAAUGCUUUCCUCUCACACAUCCAAGCCGUGGACGGAAUGUUCCACAUAGUGCGAGCAUUCGACAAUGAUGAAGUGCUGCAUGUUGAUGAUUCGAUCGACCCCGUCAGGGAUUUGAAUACCAUCCAGAGUGAACUCUGUAAGAAGGAUUUAGAUAUUCUUGCCAAAACAAUUGUCUCCGAAGAAGCGGUUGUAAGGAAAGCAGGCGGGAAGUUCAAGAUGAACCCGCUCUUCCCUAGUACGGUUACCAAGAUCAAGGCUAUGCUAGAGAAAGAUCAACCUGUCAGAGACGGAUCCUGGACAUCGGCAGAAAUUGAACUCAUCAAUGAGAAGAUGCAACUUAUAACCACCAAACCCACAAUCUACCUCGUCAACCUAACAAUGAAAGACUACCUCCGCCAAAAGUCCAAAUACCUCCCCCUAAUCGCAAAGUGGGUAACCGAACACGGGGGCCUCCCUAGAGACAUCAUUCCCUUCUCCAUCGAAUUCGAGGAGAAGGUAUACAGCUUCAAGGAUGAUAAGGAGGGCUUGGAGGAAUGGUUGAAGGAGAAUGGUGGUGGCAAGGUGAGGAGUCGGUUGGAGAAGAUUGUUACCGAAGGAUUCACGAAGCUGGGUUUGCAGUAUUAUUUUACCGCCGGCGAGAAAGAAAUCCGCUGCUGGACUAUCCCACGUGGAUGUCUCGCUCCUCAAGCAGCGGGGGCUAUUCAUGGCGAUUUCGAGCGCGGCUUCAUCAAAGCGGAAGUCGUUGCUUACCAGGAUUUCCAUGAUUUGUGUGAGGGUGGGAAGUCCAUGGGGCCGAUCAAAGCUGCUGGGAAGUACAGACAGGAAGGACGGGGAUAUGAAGUCAAGGACGGAGACAUCAUCCAUUUCCAGUUCAACGUCGCGCCAGCGAAGAAAUAGCGGAUAUGAUAUUCAAGAUGGAAACGAAAAGGG